AUCAGUUGGUGACACAUCCGGGACAUUAGUUUAAACUGCGUCAGGCAAAGCUAUUCAAGCUAACGUCAAGCUAAACUAGCUAACCAACCGUGCUAUAGGUUCUAUACAUGUCAUUAUACCUUACUUAUUAAGCCAGUUAUAGACUUAAAAUGAGUUUAGACACACUCUUUGAACAGAUUCUUCUAACCGAACAACAGUUAACUGAACAGACUCAAAGAAUAAAAGAAGUUAAAGCGGCCAUCAUCAGGUGCAAUGAGAAGAUAAAGAGCGCCACUGAGAACAAUGAAAUGGCCGAUGAGGAACUGGAUACCAAGGCUCAGCAGUUUUCUGCGAUGCGGCUGCAGCGCGACCUAAUGAAGAAAUGUGAAGUCCAGAUGUCGAAGCAGAUCCAGGAGCUGCUCUGGCAGAGGAGCCGACUCAGGGAACAGCUAGCCAAGAUAAAGUGGGACCUUAGGGAAGAAGAGAAGAACUUCCUUGAGGAAAUCUCUCGGUUCAACAGUGACUUCAGUCUCUGCGAGAACAGAGGCGCACGGUCCGAGAGCCAAACACACACUGAGAGGCUGGACCUGCAGAGGGAGGAGGAGGCCUUAACCAAAGAGAUGGAUCUGAUGAGCCGCAGGAACCGACACAUGAGCUCCCUGCAGGAGGAGAAGAGAGUCCUGCAGCUCAAAGUGCAGAGCCUGGAGGACGUCCAGAGAGAUCUGGACCUGCAGCUGAGUAAAGCUGAAGAGAUGACGGAGUCUCUGAGAGCGGAGGGCCUGUUUGUCAGUCAGAAGCCUCUCACUGACUGCACCUGUCUGAGGCUGAGGCAGGAGCUGGAGAUGCACACAGAAGAUGAGCUGGAGCUUCUGCGAGAGGCUCUCCGCUCAGAGAUAAACUUCCUGAAGUCGCAGAAGCUGGACAGCAGCCAGGAGAGCGAGCCGCAUUAGCUCUGGCAUGAUGAGGAUGAGGAUGAUGAAACAGGUUAUAUUGGUUCACUGAGCGUCUCUUCGGUUAAAAACAAACAUGGAUAUGAAUAGACAGGAGUUAAAGGGUUGAAAGUGGACAGGAUGCAGAGAUAAUAAACCCAAAUAAGUUACAUGCAAACAGCAAAUCCCUUUCUGUGCAUGACCUCAGUUACAAUGUUGGUGUUGAAACCUGGUUAUUUUCCAAACCCUUAAACAAUGUGCAGCUUUGCUUCAUAAUAAAUAUUCCCUUUUA
Eleginops maclovinus (Patagonian blennie) is the source of this 1200-nucleotide messenger RNA. It is a transcript of the gene ccdc172, whose product is annotated as coiled-coil domain containing 172. The coding region runs from base 150 to 929 and encodes 259 amino acids. The record is from RefSeq and is a predicted model, not a curated record. The transcript is spliced from 8 exons. Lineage: Eukaryota; Metazoa; Chordata; Actinopteri; Perciformes; Eleginopidae. Gene Ontology annotation, cellular component: cytoplasm.